Messenger RNA from Lactuca saligna, 843 nucleotides. Lineage: Eukaryota; Viridiplantae; Streptophyta; Magnoliopsida; Asterales; Asteraceae. The record is from the annotation of a GenBank genome assembly.
AUGAUCAAUCUAGAAACAAUCUCCAGUGCUGCUCUCCUGGAGAUGUUUUAUCAAAUGGGAUACAAGGAGACUCUAUCUACACUCUUGAAAUUUUACAAGCCUAACCUUCCUCCCCAAUGGAAUGCCUUAUUCACUAUUAUGUUCAAAAGCUUUUCUAAAAGGAUUACAGGGUCUUACUGUGCGAGGCAAUUGUCAAACACAAAAUCCCAACGAUGCAGGAUGCCCUUGCUUUCAUGGCCACUCACUCUGGAAAUGCAAGCAGCCCUUGUUGCUGCUGAUAAACCUAAGAAAGUAGGUAAAGGAUCGAAAAAAGGAGUAAAGAAGGAUGCUAAAACAGAAGGUCUAUCAGGUGCUACAAAACCUUCGCCUAACCAGCAACAUCAUCUGCUUCUACUCCAAAAAGAAGAAAACAACCGGCUCGCAAAUAAAAACCCCUACACCAUCAGCAAACAAAGUGUACACCAAACUAUUAAUGACUCUAUUCCUUCUCCUCCUCCUUCACCACAAGCAACCUCAACCCCUAUCACAAUUGCUCCCUGUCCCCCUCCAGUUACAUCAUCUCAACCUACAACUAUUUCUUUCUCCACACCAAUCUUAACUGAUACAACUACAACACCUAUUGUUUCCAUGAACCCCGAAGUCACGGUCAACGUAUCUCAUACUGGGGCUAUAACUUCAGUCUUCACUCCCCAUGUUUCUUCAUCCAUCUUGUCCAUUCGCAAUGAUGAUCCGGAUAUGAUCUUUCGAGAUGCUGGUGAUGAUGAUGAUCUUGACGGAUUCACUUAUAGUCCAUUUCAGAUCAGGACUGAAAGUGAAGAUGAAGACUCAGUUUCAAAAGGGUAG